UGUAAUGUGGCAACACCAUACUUUUAGAGCAAAUGUGUAUUCAGAGUGAAAAAAAAAAUCAAGGGCGAAAGCUUUGCAAAUUACAGUUUAGGCGCCCUUAUCAAAUAAAGUAACGUCAGUGCUUGUGCGUACACGAAAGUUGUCCCGUGACUUGCGAUGACCAACCACUGUUUACCUUGAUACAUUUUCCAUGUGCGAUCUCAAUUAGGUGCGGUGACGUCAGAAUCGCGAACUUGACCCGCCCGGCUUGCGUGUAGUGUACGUUGCACAGUAGGGAGAGUAAGCGAGCCGUGUUAUUGUGGAUCAUCAACCAUGCAUGAAGACUUUUUUUAUCAGACUAAUCAGGUUGUUUUUGUUUGGGACAGCCCUGUGCCUACACUUGACCCGUGAUGCGCACUGGAGUUGCCAAAGUUAGCCCGCAUAUAGCUGAGGACGUUGAUUGUACAGAGUGAUAAUUAUCUGUUUCUGCUGUCCGUGAAAUAUGUCUAACAACAAGUUGCCAACGCUCAAAGAUGGCACUGGCUUUUCAGACAUCUCCAAGAAAGGGGGAGAGGACGAGCCAGGUGAGAUUCGAACCUCCUGUGGCUGGUUUUCCUGGCGUCCAAGCUGCCUACGCUGCUUCGCCAGCCCAAGAUGGCUCCUGGCUACCAUCUGUGCCUACGUGUUCUUCCAGAGCAUGGCAGUCAACGGCUUGGUGGAUGGUUCCCUGGCCAGCUUGCAGCGCCGAUUCGAGUUGUCCAGUUUCCAGACCGGGCUUCUGCCGGCGCUCUACGACGUGGUGGCGGCCGUGUUGGGAGUUCUCCUGGCCUACGCCGGCAACAAGCGGAACAAAGCCCGCUUGUUGACCAUGGGCACGAUCUUCAUAGGGAUCGGCAACGUUGUCUACGCCCUGCCUCAUUUCACGACGGGUUUGUACGCCUACAGCGACGAUAACUCCACCGACACCUGCCGGUCAACCGGUGAUGAUCUCCCGACUGCCGCACCAGACGACAAGUCGACGAUUGCUGCUCUCUCAGGUUACCUCGGAGUCUUCAUUUUGUCUCAGGUCUUGUUUGGAAUCGGUGGGACUAUGGGGUACUCCAUUGGUUUUGCUUUCGUCGACGAGAGUGUUACAAGCAAGAUGGCAGGGAUGUAUCUUGGUAUACUGUCGGCAUGCGCUACCCUGGGGCCUGCCUUAGGGUUAGUGAUAGCUGGUGUGCUCCUGAGUCUCUACACAGACUUCCAUGCUAUCGAAGGCGGCUUGACUAUCGAUCCGUCCAGCGAGCAAUGGGUGGGUGCUUGGUGGCUGGGCUUCAUUUUCACGGCCCUUACGUCCGUUAUUAUCGCUGUUCCCCUGAGCUGCUUCCCUCACGAACUACCUGAUACGCAGACUAUCCGGGAGCAGCGCGAAUCUCAGGCACACGCCAUGACGGACCGAGCCGGCAAGACGAGCCACGAGCACUUCGGCAAGUCGUGGCGGGAUUUUCCCGCGGCGUUGAAGGUCAUGCUGAAGAAUCCCACCUUCAUGGCCGUGGCGAUCAGUCAGGCAGCGGACGGCCUCUUGCUGACUGGCGUUGGGACAUUUUUACCGAUCUACUUGGAAAAUCAAUACGGCUUGAGUUCCGGAACGGCAAAUAUUAUUGUUGGUGCUCAAGUUUGCACUGCCGGCUGUGGCUCGCUGUUUUUGGGUGGUUGGCUGCUCAAACGGUUUCGCCUCAAGGUCCGGGGUAUGCUCAGGUUCAUCAUGAUAGUCAUUACCGCCAACGCCCUCAGUCUGCUGACAGUGUUCCUGACGUGUCCUGAGAUCCCCUUGGCUGGUGUGUAUCAGCACUACGCCAACGACAGUUCUAUAUCGGUCGUGCAUCUGGACGACCCGUGCAAUGAUGGAUGCCAGUGCUCGACCACACCCUACUCACCUGUCUGCGGCAGCAAUGACGUCAUGUAUUUCUCACCCUGUUUCGCUGGGUGUCAAGCUCAAGUCGUCGGUGACAAAACGGUGUAUACGGACUGCACCUGCGUAUCGACCUACAACAAUUCUUCAGAUUCCACGGCGGUUCCGGGCAGAUGUGGUACUUACUGCACUCGGAUGUACAUCUUGAUAGGGUGUCUAUUCAUCAUUACAGCCACGACGUUUUUGGACAGAGUCGCAGCAGUGAACGCAGUUUUAAGAUGCAUUCCAGACGGGCAGCAGUCGUUCGGACUCGGCAUGUACGGAUUCAUCUCGAGACUUUUCGGUUCCCUGCCCGGGCCCAUCAUCUUUGGUAGUAUCAUCGAUGCCACUUGCACCCUGUGGCACGAGGAGGGAGGCAGACGGGGCCAGUGUUGGUUUCACAACCGUUCGGACCUGUCGCUUUACCUGGUCUUGUUCGCCCUGGCGCUGAAAACCACGGCGUUCAUCAGCACCUUUGUGGGCUAUAAGUUAUACCGACCGCCCGAGAGUGACGAGGAGCCCCAGACGGAGGGGGAAUGUUUAGACUAGUAGUAGUCGAAGUGUAGUUUUUGCAAUUCUUAUAACGUAGAGUAUGCUAGAGAUUAGCUUUUCAGUUGAGCAUAUCUUUAUAUGAUGAGGGAUUAGAAGAACUGAAUCACUUUGAAUAUUCGGCCUUCCUUGGGUUUAUAAUACAUCCUUGUGACCUUUCAUACAGUCUCAAAAUAAAAGUUGCGAUUUGAAAAUGAGAUUUUGAAAAGUGUUUAAAGAGAAAGGUUUAAAUAGAAUAAUCUUGAUCGUGAAGGCAUUCUUUUUCAUUAUGUAAUACAAAUAGGAAAAAGAUUGUUUUCAUGGUUAAAAGCACAUUGUAGAAUUUAUUUUAUUUACGUAAUCUGCCUAAGCAGAAUGUUUCAUAGACGGAUACUCCUUUUGGUUUUGUCUUUUAACAAAACAUAGUUUUAGAUAUACUGCUAUUUUAUUACCAAAAAGUAUUGUAGAGGAAGGUUUGACACUCUACCCCUGAUGUCUGUGGGUUGACACUAAAAAUGGUUGUGGUCUAUUGUUUUAAAUGAAGAAGAUCCGCAAAAUGUAAGGAUUGAAGCAAGAAAUGGAAACCCUGGUCUUAAGAAUUGAAACUGCCGAGGAUUUCAGACCCAGUCGAUCAAGAGGCAAGUCGCAAAUCCCAUCACAGAUAGGGUCGCAGAUCAAGUCGCCAACAAUGCAAGAUUAAUGAGGAUUCAAAAGAUGGGGCAUAAGCCUAAGAACGUUUUUCAUCAUCCGAGUGAUAAACUUAGCGUGAUCUGUGAUUGCUUGUGACUGAAUUGCAAUAACUUGGUUAGAUUGUUCGAGAUGAUGGGAUUGAUCAACUAAGGGAUUUGGUAAUAUGGCAAGGUGUGGUCGUCAAAGAGGAAAACGAACAAGACGGUUAAUUUACUGUUCAAACCUUCACAGACAGAACGAUCCUCAUCAAUCAAUGGAAUUUCAAUGCAUCUACUUAAGGCAUAUACAUUUAUAUAAUUUUUGUAAAUUUAAAAUGUACGAGUUGGCCGAAUAGUCUAAUCUCGUUGAGAAAAAUAUAUGGAUUUAUAAUUGAUAAUCAAGCCUGCCUAAUUCAGAACAUUGAGACAAAAACAGUUGUGUGCUACCUCCCUGAAGAAACAACCACCCUUUGUUGUUGAAACAUUGUAGUGGAAAAUAUGACAUUGACCGGUAUCCCGAGCAAGUUUAGUGAUGAACUCAAUGCUGAAAUAAUAUAUGCACGUAGAAGUGGAAACGCAACGAAGCGCAACUCAUCAAAAUUAAUACACAAACGAAGUAAAUAAAAUGAGUGAGUGCACAUCGAAAAUGUUGUUUAAAAUUGUACUAAAAGCGAAAAUGAAUGUUUAGGCCUAAACAAUUCGAAUCGUAUUCAGAUUUUAUGAAGGAGUCCAUACAUGUAACUGUAUAAGGCACUUCGGUAGUACAUCCGUUCAUUUUGGGCGCGGGGCGCAUUAAAUUGAAUAUUUAAAUGAAACUAAAAAAAUAAGAAUACUCUUGACUGUAAGAAAUUCUGACUUCAUUCCAAAUGCACGCUCAUACCCAAAUACCCAACAAAUUUAUCGCUAAAACAAAUUACAUAUUAGUACAAAAUACUAGCUGGAACCGAAAGCAUAGCGCUCUUGGCUUCGCCUGGGGGCGCUAUGCGUCGUAUCCCACAUCACAGCAGUCAACAAUUGUCAACUGUAGAUGGAUGCUAUAACAAGUUUCAGGGUUUUGAUUCAAUGGUAUGCAUGUGG
This is a messenger RNA of Acanthaster planci (crown-of-thorns starfish), 4182 nucleotides long. Its product is annotated as solute carrier organic anion transporter family member 4A1-like. Lineage: Eukaryota; Metazoa; Echinodermata; Asteroidea; Valvatida; Acanthasteridae. The record is from RefSeq and is a predicted model, not a curated record.